This is a messenger RNA of Alternaria incomplexa, 2721 nucleotides long. RefSeq lists its product as uncharacterized. Gene Ontology annotation, molecular function: dynein complex binding; microtubule plus-end binding. Gene Ontology annotation, biological process: vesicle transport along microtubule; nuclear migration; microtubule organizing center organization. The coding region runs from base 1 to 2721 and encodes 906 amino acids. The transcript has 2 exons. Gene Ontology annotation, cellular component: microtubule associated complex; cytoplasmic microtubule; nuclear envelope. The record is from RefSeq and is a predicted model, not a curated record. Lineage: Eukaryota; Fungi; Ascomycota; Dothideomycetes; Pleosporales; Pleosporaceae.
AUGGCAGGCCCUCUAGGCAACCCCAACGCCCAAUUUUCUGGCCCGCCCUACAUGCAUCCUUUCCGCCCCGCCUCUGCUAUGAGCGCAAACCGCUUCGACGAAGGCUACUCCGAGGACACGAGGAGCCAGAAUGAGGGCGACAUGGCUAUGCGCAGCGACGUGCGCUUGACCGACGCCGAGAUGGACGCCGACUCGCCGUUUGCCCUGCCCGACUGGGUCAUGAACCUGAGCGAGAACGAACGAAGUGAAUUCGCAUACGCCAUACUACGCUCGCUGCGGACCUCCUCGAUAGCCGGCAUCGUCGAGAAGCUCAACCCACUCCUGCAUCUCGACCCUGUCAUGUACCUUCCGCCUGAGAUCACCUUCCAGAUUCUCUCAUAUCUCAACCCCGAGACGCUAUUACGCGCGUCAACACUGUCCCGCUCGUGGAGAGAACGCGUGCUCGACAGCCCCUUGUGGAAAUUGCUUUUCAGGUUAGAGGGCUGGAACUCCAACUUCCCACAGGUGCGCGCAUACGAGGAAGCGCAAAGACAGAAGCGCGCAGAGUUCAAGGAGAAAGAGCGGAAGACGCGACACAGAGCCGCCGAAGACACCGAUUACGGCAAACCAUCCCACAAAAAGCGCGUGCGAGAACGGCAGCUGUUUGGUGACGGGGCCGCGUUGGAGAAUGGCACACAAAACAUAUCAGAGCCAAUGGCCGUUAGUGGCUCUGCGGGCAAUGCUUGGGGCGAACAACAUGGUGCUGUAGAGGCUGAUGACAGUCCAUCUGUCAGGUCUGAGGAUAAGAUGGAGGGCAUCUCGUUCCACGGUGCCUCGCCGACGGCCUCGCCCACCGACGUGGCACGCCGAGAAAGAAGACAAGGCGCGGUCACCGAAGAGGCGUCACAGACGAGCACCUCCGCGGAGACCAACGGGCCUCCGAUACACCCUUCGCUCUUGCUUCCCGGCCCUGAAGCAAGGAUCAACUGGCAAUAUCUCUACAAGCAAAAGAGGAGGUUAGAAGAGAAUUGGAGCACCGGACGAUUUUCCAACUUCCAGCUACCACACCCAAACCAUCCCGAGGAAGCUCAUACCGAGUGCGUGUAUACCAUACAGUAUUCUGGGAAGUUCCUGGUGAGCGGCAGCAGGGAUAAGAGCAUCAGGGUCUGGAACCUGGACACCCAACGCCUUGUACACCCACCACUGGUCGGCCACGCAGCGUCCGUGCUGUGCUUACAGUUCGACGAGCGCCCCGAACAAGACAUUGUAGUCUCUGGUGGUAGCGACUGUAGAGUGAUUCUGUGGAAGUUUUCCACCGGACGCAUCAUCAAGGAAAUCGAAAAAGCGCAUUCCGAGUCGGUCCUGAAUCUCAGGUUCGACGAUCGCUACCUAGUCACUUGCUCGAAAGACAAGACGAUCAAAGUAUGGAAUCGGAAAGAGAUGCUCCCAACGGACGAUACUUACCCUUCAUCGACCAUGAAGUCGGGCGCUCGCUUCCCUUCUUACAUUAUCAACAUGCAGGAACACGUCGAGAGCCAACACCUCCAUUUCAAACCCCUCCUUCCGUACAGCCUGAUCAUGACUUUGGAAGGACACGGUGCUGCAGUCAAUGCAAUCCAGAUCCUUGAUGGUCAAAUCGUGUCUGCAUCUGGAGAUAGGAGUGUCAAGUGCUGGGACGUUCGCACUGGCGCAUGCACUAGAACAUUCUCAGGGCAUACCAAGGGCAUCGCAUGUGUCCAAUUCGACGGACGACGCAUCGUUAGUGGCAGCUCAGACGAAAGUGUACGCAUCUUCGAUCGCGCAACUGGUGCUGAAGUGGCCUGCUUGAACGGCCACAGUAAUCUUGUGCGCACCGUGCAAGCCCAGUUUGGCGACCUUCCUGGCAAUGAAGAAGAGCUCGAAGCCGAAGCACGGUCCAUUGAUCAAAUCUAUUUCGCAGCACAGGCUAGUGGCCAGCUCACCGGUCAAAAUCUCAGCAGAGAGCAGCGACGUGCUCGCAACGCCGGCUCUCGUGACCCAUCCAAAGUAUUUGCCUACGGGGCCAAACUACCACCUGGUGGCGGCGGCAGCAAAUGGGCGCGCAUAGUCUCCGGCUCCUACGACGAGACAGUCAUCAUCUGGAAGCGAGGACCCGACGGAGCAUGGGAGAAGUCGCAAACCCUCCUCCAAAAUGACGCCGUCCGAGCAGCCGGCGGCCGCCCCCGAAGACCCGUCAACCACGCAGCCAACGCAAACCACCCUGCCCAACCCCCGAACCAACAAGCCAACGCUCAAACAGCCGCACAGCAAAACAACUUCCAAGCUCUCGCACAGCAAGCCCAAGCCCAAGCCCAAGCAGCCCAAACCCUCGCCCAACAAGCCCACGCCCUCCACGCAGCAUCCCAAGCAAUGCAUGGCCCCACCGCCGCCGCCAACGCACCCGCAAACACAGCUGCGACGGCCAACCCAGCUCCCGCAGCGAACAACCCUCCCACCGCAAACGCCGCACCCGCACAGCAAGGCGCCGCCGGCCCUGCCAACGCUGCACCGCACCACCACCACCACCACCAUCAUCACCACCAGCCUCACCCCCUCGCCGCACCACUCACCAACAACGGUACCAACUCACGCGUCUUCAAACUGCAAUUUGAUGCCAGGAGGAUCAUCUGUUGUAGUCAGGAUCCGACGAUUGUGGGCUGGGACUUUGCGAAUGGGGAUAGGGAUAUUAUGCUUGCUAGUCAGUUUUUCGGGGACUCUUAUUAG